This is a messenger RNA of Physella acuta, 982 nucleotides long. RefSeq lists its product as uncharacterized. Lineage: Eukaryota; Metazoa; Mollusca; Gastropoda; Physidae. The record is from RefSeq and is a predicted model, not a curated record.
CACGGAGUAAACAGCAACUUCCGUCUGAGGGACACAUUAAAAAAACAAACAAACAAAAGAAACCAUUUAGAAGUUCACUUUUUUUCUUUACUUGUGAAACACCGAACUGAUUAACAGCAUGGCUGUGAGCAGAUUUUCGUAUCGUAGAAAAGUUCCAGUUGCUCUGGACAUGCCGGAGAAAGAUAAAGAAAACUGCGGGUUUUACAGAGCCAUCGCAUGGACAAGCCCAGUGCACCAUAUUCCAGUGUACCCAGAUUGGCACCAGUUCCGACAUGUGGCCUUCUACAAGGACGACGGCACGGAGAGUUGUGAGAUAGAGGAUGUCUGGUCCGACUAUUUCCGUCAACAACAUCACGUGAAGGCAGCCAUAAGUCAUCCAAUCGGCACCCAGCCCAGCGAUGUCCCAGAAUUCAAAAGAAAUGGCCACCAGAGAAAUCUACAAAAGGACCCGCCGAUGUCGAUGUUUCUGCACCCAUACAACGCCCCCUGGCCCAAGCGAGACGCCAACAUCCCGCCAGCCCGGUUCCCCAGAGGCGAGUACUACUCCUACUACCACGACGCUUUCAAAUCUUCCAACCUCGUCCGUCAUCGCCUGCUGCCACUUCCACAGAGGGUGGAGCCGCAUGAGAUUCCAGACAUAACCCCAAUGGUCAAGUCGAGAAACAUCUACAUAGACAAGUCAACGUGCUAGAAACGCAACGUAUUGCAGCAAUGUUUUACCUAACGCAUCACAGUUUAUCGCAGUUCAAAAUUAAUGUUCAUCAUCUAAAUUGAGUAUUUUAGUUGUUUUAAAUAAUGUAAACAAAUUAAAUUAAAUCAAUAUCUUGAUUAAUUAACAUAACGUUUAGAUCAACUCUAGCUUUAGCUUAUAUUUUUAUUGAUGAAACGCACAUUCACAUUUCAUACAUGGAAUUUACAAAUUUCUUUUGAAUUUCCUAAAUUAUUUCCCUGUUAAUACAACACAUCCAAAAAAAAACCAAAA